GCCCAGCUGUCAGUCGCCCCCAGCUCGGCCAGCCGUGCGCAGCGCCGUACCGCCGCCCGUUCCGUUCGCCUCUCCUCCUCUGCGUCGUGUCCGACCUCGUGCCGGUGGACUUCCCUGCGCGGCGCGCAGCGCCCCCUGCGGGGAGCCCCUUGGAUUACCCUUUGCUCCCCGUCUGUGUUUGUGUGUGUGUGCCAGUGAUGUGCUGAGUGUUCUCUCGUGCGCGAGUGCGUGUCUGUGAGUGCGCCGUUGGAUGUGAUCCCUGGACGGACCCGUCCCCCCCCUCACCCUUGGUGCCAUGGGCCCCCCAGCGCCCCGCCGGCCCCACGGGCCCCCGCGGGUACACCUCGCCGGUCUUGGAUUUUGCUGUCUGCUGCUGCUGUUGUCGUCGAGCAUAUCAGGUGCCGGCGCGCUGCGGCUGCUAGAGCUGAGGGUGCCACCACACACCGUGGCCCGCCUACCCGUCCAGCUCGAGUGCCGCUUCGACAUGGAGGGCGAGACGCUGUACUCCGUCAAGUGGUACAAGGAUGGCCACGAGUUCUACCGCUUUGUGCCCACUGACACCCCCAAGCAGUUCAACUUCCAGGUGCACGGCGUCCACGUCUUGAUGAACAACUCGACGGAGACGCUAGUGGUUUUGCGGAACGUGACGCUGGCCACGUCCGGACGCUUCCGCUGCGAAGUGUCUGCGGAGGGCCCUUCUUUCCAGACCGUCUCGGACCACGGCGAUAUGACCGUUGUCG
Frankliniella occidentalis (western flower thrips) is the source of this 740-nucleotide messenger RNA. Its product is annotated as cell adhesion molecule 3-like. Lineage: Eukaryota; Metazoa; Arthropoda; Insecta; Thysanoptera; Thripidae. The record is from RefSeq and is a predicted model, not a curated record.